Messenger RNA from Suillus subaureus, 804 nucleotides. RefSeq lists its product as uncharacterized. The coding region runs from base 1 to 804 and encodes 267 amino acids. The record is from RefSeq and is a predicted model, not a curated record. NCBI's taxonomy places the organism in Eukaryota, Fungi, Basidiomycota, Agaricomycetes, Boletales, Suillaceae. The transcript has 4 exons.
AUGCCCCGCAAAGCUGCUGCGACCGCCGCGCCUGCAGACGAUUCCGUGCCCACCGGUACCACUACAGCAGCCGUCGAUGGUGACGCCAAUCCUGCUCGCCGUUCAUCCCGCCUUGCCGGUCGGGACAAGCCAGCGCCCAAGAAAGCUCCCGCGAAGCCGCGGGGGAGGAAACCUAAACCUACCGCAGACAGUGACAACCAAGAGGUUGAAGCUGAAGCUAAACCCAAGUCUGCUAGGGGAAAGAAGCGUACUGUUGCUGAGAAAGCUGCAGAAGAGGGCGCUCAACCAGAGAGCGAAGAGGCCCCCGCUGCCAAAAAGGCUAAACCCGAGUCCAAGGCUGCGUCGAAGCCUGCAUCCAAGGCUACUUCAAAGCCAGCCUCUCCGGCAGCCCCCACAAAACCAGCCUCUAAGGCCACGAAACCUGCGUCUCGAGCAUCCGCCAAACCUCUUUCAACAACUGCCAAGAAACCUGCUUCGAGAGCAGCUUCCAAGAAGCCUGCAUCUAGGGCUGAAGCCCCAACAAAUGAGAACGAGGCCCCAGGCCCCGCUGACAAGACUAUUGUAGAAGAGCCAGAGGAAGAAGCUGCUGCUUCUGCUGAAGCCCCAGUUAUGGAAACCGACAAUAUCAACAUGUUUUUAGGCUUAAUUACCCUGUUCUGUAAUCAUCCAUCAUCAUGGAUGUUUCCCGCUAUAUCCGCCGCAGACAAAUGUAUCUUUUCCCUAUCAUUAUCUGCUAUCACCGAUUUGUAUCCUUGUCUUUCCUCCCCGAAUAUCGAUCUCGUCCCCUCGCCGUAUUGUUCGUAA